AUGUCUCCAGCUUCGGUCCAUGAAAGCCAUGAUGUGAAAGCCGAUAUCAACUACUGGCCUCCAGAUGGCGAAGGGGAGGAACUGGUCGAAGGAAAGAUCAAGGCGCGGUACCUUGGGACUGGAGACGAGUACACGCGCAAGAUGCCUAUCAUAGACAUUCGAGGUCGCGAGGAUGAAUUCACAUGGGAGGAAAACGGCUUCCAAAUUGCAACUAUUCCCAAGCGCGAGCGCCACGAAUUUGACAAGAAAUGGACCGAGGAGGUGUAUUAUUCCGAGGUUGCAGAUGUCCUGAAGAACAUCACGGGCGCGAAACACGUCUUCGUCAUGAACCAUGUUUGUCGGGCAGCGCCAGACACUACAAACGAGACCAAGCCUGACGGGGAGAAUCCCGUCGCGAACGGGCCUUCCGCCAAUGCGCACGCCGACUUCUGCAUCGACGACAAUUACAUGAACACGAUGCGAGAGCUUUCGUCAGCUCGUCUUAGCCCCGAGGAGAAAGACAUCCUGCUCAAGGCGCGCAGAUGGGGUGUAUUUAACACCUGGAAGCCCGUCAAGACAGUUCAUCGCGACCCUCUUGCAAUGUGUGACUGCCGGACUGUUCAAGCGGCUGACAUGCGGUUGAAAAAGCGAGAGUUAUUUCCGGGCAAGUUCAUAGCCUCGACUUACUUCUCGCACCCUCAAAAGGAGGACACACACCAGUGGUACUACCUGUAUGAGCAGAAGCCUGAAGAGAUGUGGAUCUUUCGUGGCUAUGAUUCGGACAGUUCGAGGCCUCGUUUUCCAACGGGGCACACGGCCAUUAGAACCCCGGAGGUGGGACUAGAAGAGAUCCCAGCAAGGGAGAGUAUCGAGGCUCGCGCAAUCGUUGUGUGGGAGUAA
This is a messenger RNA of Diaporthe amygdali, 879 nucleotides long. RefSeq lists its product as uncharacterized. The transcript is spliced from 2 exons. Gene Ontology annotation, molecular function: oxidoreductase activity. The coding region runs from base 1 to 879 and encodes 292 amino acids. The record is from RefSeq and is a predicted model, not a curated record. Lineage: Eukaryota; Fungi; Ascomycota; Sordariomycetes; Diaporthales; Diaporthaceae.